Molecule: messenger RNA, 732 nt
Organism: Protopolystoma xenopodis
Lineage: Eukaryota; Metazoa; Platyhelminthes; Monogenea; Polystomatidea; Polystomatidae
Source: the annotation of a GenBank genome assembly
AUGUACCAUAGACAGGUUGCUUGGGUACAGACAGCAGCCGAUCUCUUGUUGCCAAGGUAUGCGGGCUCUUGGCGCGUGCGCCUCGAAUCUGCCUGUGAUGCGCUAUCGGCUGCAUGGUCCGAAGGCAACUUGCGUCUGGCCGAUCGGCACCGGCGUUUGGUCGACUCAGCCGACCGCAGUAACUGGCUAACUCGUCAGCGCCACUUGUUGGUGUGGCUGCGCGUCUACUUGGCCCAAGUAAAUUCGCGUCGACCGCUGACCAACGUGGCGCAUUUGGCGUGUCUCGAGGAGGCGGCCGAACUGGAGGCAGACCAGCAGCGCCGGCGUCGUGAGGAGCGCGAGCGCAGGCAUGCUAGACAUCGUGGCAGGCGCGGUUUGGACACCGGACAACGUGCGAUGUAUGGACGCAGCAGAAAGCGAAGUCAGAGCCGGCAAAAAUCACCAUCACACAAGACGCAACAGCAAAAGCAACAGCAACAGCAGCAGCAGCAGAGCCAAAGAGGGAGAAAAAUCUGGGACCAGAGGCUACCACAAUUGGACAAAUCCCUGUUCACCUGUCGACUGACGUUGCCCGACGCCGACGCCUCGAGUACCAAACCGGCAAGUGACCAUCCCAGCAAUACCCUUUGCCAGCCCGACCUCCGGCUGUGGAACAAGCCCAACGGAGCGGUAUCGAGGUUCUCACGGCAGCCUAGCUUACACGAGACUGGCGGACGAUGGGCUGGCUUGUAA